Molecule: messenger RNA, 545 nt
Organism: Oryctolagus cuniculus (rabbit)
Lineage: Eukaryota; Metazoa; Chordata; Mammalia; Lagomorpha; Leporidae
Source: RefSeq, a predicted model, not a curated record
GGCAAAGGGUGGCUCUCUUUUCCUCCCUGGCUGUGUGAGGGUCUACCGCCAUCAUGAACGACACAGUAACCAUCCGGACCCGGAAGUUCAUGACUAACCGACUACUGCAGAGGAAGCAGAUGGUCAUUGACGUGCUCCACCCUGGCAAGGCGACGGUGCCGAAGACAGAGAUUCGGGAAAAACUGGCCAAAAUGUACAAGACGACUCCUGACGUCAUCUUUGUGUUUGGAUUCAGAACUCAUUUUGGUGGUGGCAAGACAACAGGCUUUGGCAUGAUUUACGAUUCCUUGGAUUAUGCUAAGAAAAAUGAACCCAAACACAGACUUGCAAGACAUGGUCUGUAUGAGAAGAAAAAGACUUCAAGAAAGCAGCGAAAGGAGCGUAAGAACAGGAUGAAGAAGGUCAGGGGAACUGCCAAGGCCAACGUUGGUGCUGGCAAAAAGCCGAAGGAGUAAAGAUUUUGCAGUGAAUUUAUCUACAGUGAUUGUGCGAAUUUUUCAUGGGAAUUAGUAAACUGUAAAAACUUAAAAAAAAAAAAAAAGAAA